CGGGACGCCUCCACCUCCCCGAUGCAUAACCCCAUCACCUCCUCCUUCUCGGUGCUCAGCGCGUGGUUCAUGCAGACCAGGAAGGCGUCGGACUCCAGCCUUCCUGUUUCCAGGCGAUGAGCGCGGCUCGGAUCCAUGACAAGCAGAAGCUGCGAUGGUUCUGGGAGGAGAGGAUCGUCCAGCACAGCCGGCAGAUGGACCAGGAGGAGAACCGCAUGCGGAGCAGCGCCCUGACACGGCUCAGGGAGCAGUGGCUGCUGCGCCUCAACCUGAGGAACCAGCACCAGCAGCACUUCUUCGAGGAGAGGAGACAGAGACUGCAGAAAGCGUCUCAGUUUCUCCAAAGGAUCAAUUAACCAACAGAUCAACUGAUUCCAUGGAAACGUCUGAAUCUUUGACAGCAGAAAGAGAAAAGAUCAAAUAAAAAGUACUGACAUCAAAACUUC
Messenger RNA from Poeciliopsis prolifica (blackstripe livebearer), 446 nucleotides. RefSeq names its product protein FAM240C-like. The record is from RefSeq and is a predicted model, not a curated record. NCBI's taxonomy places the organism in Eukaryota, Metazoa, Chordata, Actinopteri, Cyprinodontiformes, Poeciliidae. The transcript is spliced from 3 exons. Bases 117 to 356 code for a protein of 79 amino acids.